AUGUCAGAAUUGCCACGACCAUCUGGGCGCCCCAACCGCCAGAUACGUCUCCCCAAGCGUUAUCGUGAUGAAGUUCCUGCCCUGCCAAUUCCUGCCCCACCUCUGGUUGCCCCAGAUGAGCCAGCACCAGCACCUGAUGACCCUGGUGACAUUGCCAUGGACUUUGAUGACAGACCAUCAUCGGAGCAUGCCCCCCCCCUACUGAGCAAUAUUGUACAGACACUGAUGCAUUCGACCUUUUUCGUGAAUACCCUCACUCAUUUCCAACAUACGACCCCGAACAUUCAGCAUACUUUGAUGCACUUUGUGACUCCUCAACAUUCCAGCAUGUUGAUGGGGACUGUUAGGUACCGUGCCAGCUCAAGAGGCAGAGGGGUUGGGGCUUGGCUUCAGCUCUUGCGCUGCGCCCUUAGCUGA
Messenger RNA from Suillus paluster, 417 nucleotides. RefSeq lists its product as uncharacterized. Lineage: Eukaryota; Fungi; Basidiomycota; Agaricomycetes; Boletales; Suillaceae. The record is from RefSeq and is a predicted model, not a curated record. The coding region runs from base 1 to 417 and encodes 138 amino acids. The transcript has a single exon.